GAUUGGUCCUCAGGGCACACAGAUAGCAGUUGUGCACUACAGUGAUGAACCAAGGAUAGAGUUCAAACUGAAUGAUUACAAGAACAGGAACUCUGUCCUAAAGGCUCUGAGAGGAGUACACUAUGGAGGAGGCAACACCAAAACAGGGAAGGGGAUGAGCUACGUUCUGAAGGAGCUGUUCCAGGAGUCUCUGGGGAUGAGGCAGGAUGUGCCUCAUGUCUUGGUGUUGCUGACAGAUGGCCGGGCCGUGGACGAUGUGGAGCAACCCUCCAGGAUCGCACAGGCUUAUGGUGUGAGUGUGCUGGCCAUCGGGGUGGCCAAUGCAGACAUGGACGAGCUGAAGAAGAUAGCAUAUCCAGCCAGCUACCAGAACAUCUUCUACGCCAGGGACUUUGAUGACUUCUCCUCCAUAGAGAGAGAGUUCAUCAGCAACAUCUGCAGCGAGGCGCUGCUCUCCGAGUUCAGACAACACGACGAGGUACAGGAUACACACGUCUGA
Messenger RNA from Oncorhynchus keta (chum salmon), 499 nucleotides. Its product is annotated as collagen alpha-1(XIV) chain-like. Bases 155 to 499 code for a protein of 114 amino acids. Lineage: Eukaryota; Metazoa; Chordata; Actinopteri; Salmoniformes; Salmonidae. The transcript is spliced from 4 exons. The record is from RefSeq and is a predicted model, not a curated record.